AUUCCUAAAGCUACGGGGAGCCAAGGUACUGCUGUGCGAUAAUGGUCUGAAUCCCGCUAGAUAUCCCGUUCGCUUUGUUUUAUAAAUACUCAAACAUGAAUCAAAGAUCAAUUUUUACCCAAUGAUGAUUGAGGACAAUAACAAAUAGUAAUAACAGCCCCAUCAGCAAUUCCAGUGUCACUUUAGGAUGAUUAAAAGUCUCAAUAUUUCCCCGAGAAUCUAAUGCAUUAGAUCAAGUUUACCUGUAUAGGGAAUGAACGAUCAAUGAUAAUACUACAGGACAAUAUUUUACCACCCGAUGAAGAACUGAUCAUUAACAAAUUGAAUGUUAUAUAGCAAAUAAAUUGAUAACGUUUUUUCUGGAAUUUUUAGAUUCAGUAUUAUUUGAAGGAGUACGUUAAAUGUGAAAAGGAAUUCCGCUUUUUGUUCAAAAUAUGGAGGACUGAAAUGAAAUUAAACUAAGAAAAAAAAUGACGUAAAACAUGUAAUAUGGGAUGAAUACAGUUUGAUGUAUUUUAUUCUGAAAAAAAAAGAUACUAUUCAUAUCCAUUGAAUAUUGCUUGUGUGAAACUGAAAAUAAUUCAGUUUGUGUGUUGGAUAAGCAAAUAUAUGGAUUUUAAGGCGCAUAAAGUGGAAAAAAAAGUAAAAAAAAUAACAGCAUGAAAUAUAACCGUGUUUUUGUAAAGAGAAAUAAGUUUGGCCAACUUUUCUCUAAAGACCACCUGUGUAUAACGACUCCCUGGCUCUAACGCCAAUAUAGUUUCUUUUCUGAUUUAUACGUUAGCGGUGCAAUUCAAUUUGUAGAUAUACAGGUCACCUACAAAGAAAGGCCAGUUUUGGGCUCUUUGAAGCGUUGUCUAUGUAUACAAGUUUAACUGCAUGUAUGUAAAUUCUACUAAAAUGCAUAUGUUAAUGAAGCAAUGCGUUGACUAAUAUGGAGUCUAAAUAUGGCGCUUUCAAACCAACUGUUUCUUACGUCAGUCAUGUUGCUUUUGGCUUAUGAUGCCUCAGUGACGGAACUAUCUAUGGUGUUUCUUUGUGACCCGGAUGUGCACAAUAUUUGCGAGGAUGUGAUCACUGAAAACCAGCCAGAGUUCAUUGAAAUUAACAAUAUUCACAUAAAACUGACGGGAACUGCCUUGCGUAGUUCAGGAGACUUCAGUACAGAUGUUCGGACAUUGCACCAUACCGACAACUCUCGGACUAUAUUGUUCGUUGGCAUAGGAAAUGAUCACGUUGUGAAUGCGGUCUCGUGCAUCGCACGUGCUGCAGGAGUCCCUGCUGUUGUAUACUCGACGUCAAGUCACAGGUCCAAUAUGUACGAAUACGGUGUGAUUUCUAUUCAUCCGGAUCAUGAAGGGUUAGCACGGGCUAUCUUAACGGUAAUUGGUAAACAAAUGGUACAGAACACGUUCGUGAUUUGUCAGGACUCUCUUUCGUCAGAUGGAUUUCUAAAUGUUUUUCGUCAGGAAAAUGGGCUGUAUAACAGCAGAACAAACGAGAGUCUCGACACGACGAUAUCAGUCUCAGACAGUGACCCUGACCUUCGAAAUCUCUUGCUAAAUGUUCAUGACAAUGGGUUUCGUAUGCUGAUCGUUCAUAGUUCACCCGAACUAUUUGAAAGACUUGUGAGAAUUGCAAGUGAAAUGUCAUAUUUUAAAUCUGGGUAUGCAUGGAUAAUCACGGAAGAGGCAAUGUCUUACGUUUCUGUUACAACCGAUGUUACCACGACAAUGGAGGGAAAUAUUCCUACAGGUUUGUUGGCUGUUGAUGGAUUUGAGGUGGACAAAUACAAGAACCUGCUGACACAUGUUAUCAAAGCAGUCAGACAUGAAAUUCUUGAGCUUUUGAAGAAUGCCACCAUAUAUAACCUCACAACCAGAUACCUCGCUGAAAAUUUUCGAGUCGUACUUGCGGGGAGAAAGAAUGUUUAUGGACAAUUUUUCAGUCGACUUCUUCUGAAUGAUUUACUUUUCGGGUCUGAUGGAAGACGGUUAAACAUGCAAUAUCGCUUGCUCAACUUCAUAGAAGACAAACAAGGAAAUAGUUCAUUAUGGCGGACAAUUGGUUACAUCAGAGGAAAUGACCUUGAUCUCAACACAGUCGUCUGGCCAGGUCAUUCAAUUUUUGGACCAAUGAAAAAUGCUCGUGCAUUCUUUUCAUUUGUCACAAGACCUGCGGAACCAUUUUUGUACGUCAGAGGACCGACUGAGUCACGCGAUGAGUGUGCAGCCGACACAGAAUGUCUGAAAGUGUUCACAUAUGACCCUUCCAAAAUACACCACAUUAUUGAGAGUUUUAGAAAUAAUAAAGCAAAAAGAAAUCAGUACAAAUACGAAAUACAUUGUUGUGAGGGAAUUGUUGUUGAUAUUAUACAUGCACUGUCUGUGGAACUUAAAUUUGACUUUCUCAUUUAUUUCCAAGACGACCAGAACUAUGGUAACUAUAAAAAUGGAACAUGGACGGGGAUGGUGGGUGACGUCAUCAGCGGAGCAGCCGACGUAAUGGCGGGUGCCGUGAGCAUUACGUCAGAGAGAAUGGAAGCAAUCACCUUCACGGAGGCUUUCUAUUUUGCCUCUUUCAGCAUGGUAUCUGGAAAUAACUAUCGCUUUACAACGUUACUGGCUUUCAUGAACCCUUUCGAUCCUUAUGUUUGGAUAAUGCUCGUUGUAUCAGCGACAAGCGUUGCUAUCAUCACGUCUCUGUUUGAAUGGAACAGUCCAUUUGGUUUAAAUCCAUGGGGUAAAUGCCGUAAAAAGAACUAUACUCUUGGAUCAGCAUUAACUAUGGUGUAUUCUCUUUGGUUUGGACAUACCGUGAAAACAAAGUCCCCAAAAAGUUGGCCAAGCAAGGUUUUGCAGAACUGCUGGGCGUGUUUAUCCAUUUUUGUUCUUGCAGCCUACACCGCCAACCUAGCAGCUUUCCUUGCCGGAAACGCACACCAAGAUACAACAUACAGCGUUCUUGAUGCCCAGUUAUAUUCCAAGCGUAUUGGCGUACUUCACACGAGUGCAGCAGAGGAGCAUAUCCGAACAGUAAACCCUAUCUUACAGACUCGAUUUAGGAACAACUAUCUCACAGGUUUUGAAGAAGCAUUUUAUAAACUUAGGAACGACCAGUUAGACCUAUACAUUGAUGGUACUCCAAUCUUAGAAUUUAUGUGGAACGACCAGUUAGACCUGUACGUUGAUGGUACUCCAAUCUUAGAAUUUAUGUGGAACGACCAGUUAGACCUGUACAUUGAUGGUACUCCAAUCUUAGAUGAAUUCAAAACUGCAUUUCAGAGGCUGUACAAGUCAAUCAACAGUGAGAAGGUUGAACCACCUGCUAAAGUUCUUCUAUCCAAAGUCAAGAAAAGAAAGUUUGAAAUCCAAAGCAGAAUAAGACAGGCUAGAAGUGUGCCUGCAAAUCUGUCAUCAUAUGAACUAAGAAACAGGAGAAUAAAUCACAUUUUAGAUAUAGCGUACAAAAGUUUCUACGAGACGCAAAAUGUACACAGUGACUCCGACAUUUACACAAUAUCUGGCUCGGUGGAUGAAGAAUUUGCCGGCAUUUUAUCAGAAAUAGACUUAACACAAUUGCCCAGACAAAGAAACUCAGUCUAUGAUAUAUCUGAAGAAAUUUUAUCAGAAACUGGUUAUGAUAAUCCAGUUUUUGAUUCUGACGAUAUUGAAAUAGUGUUAGAAAAUACAGGUAGAUCGGACAGGUGUGAAAGUUGCAGCAUUGAAAUAGAGGAUCCCGUAUGUAACGGACAUGUAAAUGUUUCAAGUGAAUCAGUUACCUCAAUGAACAGACAAUCACUGCAGGACAAUACAUCCCAUAACGUGCCAGAUAUUUCUCGCAAAUAUAGCGACAAUGGACAAAACAUUCCCAGUCCACGGAGAAAAGAGAGACGAUACGAGACAUGGCCGUCGCCACAAAUGCGUAAACGAAGUGUUAAAAGAACGCAAAACAAUAAUUUCAAGUCCUUUUCUAAUGUAGACAGAGAAAAUGUAUUACAUAAAAACAGAAUUGUAAAUAAGAUACCAGCAAAACAGUGUAGAACAUGUUCCUCUACUUCUUUAGAAGGUUUAACAACAGGAAAGAAUCAAAGAAUAAGUCUUAACCUUAAGGACAAUAGACUAAAAUCUGACAUUCGUAAUCACGCUAUGGCACAAACAGAAAGGAGGCGAUCAAUGGCAUUUGAUCAAGGUGCAGUGGAAGCUUUGUCUAAAGAAGACUUGUUGAUUCUAUGGAAGAGAUCCGAAAUAGACUUGCAAACAAGACUCAACAGGAUGCUGCACCAAAACAGUCAUUUGCGGCGACUGGUUCAUUUAGCAGAGGAAUACCAAAGGAACAGUGUGCGUGACAGAACAAGACAAGAAGAUAAUGGAAGUAACAGAAAAUUAUCAGCUGAACAAACAAGACUAUAUAAUGAUAGAACAAGUAAACAAGUAGAUGAAAGAACUAAACAUUUAGCGAAUGAAAAAGCAAGGCAACAAGUGAAUGACACGGGUGAUGAAAUAACAAAGGAAACAGAAAAUGAUAGAAAACGUCCAGAUGAUGAUGGGAAAAUAAUGCAAGAAAAUGAUGAAAGAUCAAGACAAGAUGACAGAAUAAAAAGGCAGGGAAAUGAAAUAUGGCAAAUAGACUUUGAAGAAGACACUGACCAAGAAGAUGACAGUUCAUUUAUAAUGACUACAAGACUAUAAAUCUUAAUUUAUUGAAUCUAUCUGUGACUAUAUAUAUAUAUAUAUAUAUAUUUAUAUAUAUAUAUUCGAAUUAUAGUAAGACACCUAAAAAUAAGUUUUCUAGUUUCCCAAUACAAGAUGAAAAUAACUGGAACACAGUUUAGGGCAAAACAAAGUACUGGUUCGAGUCGUAAAUUCGGCCAGGUCGUAAAUAUUCGGCCAUCCACUUUUAAGCUUUUUUUCGAGCCAGAUGCUUGAGGACGCAUCUGUGUCAUCACAAGCGCUUGCGUUAGCAACAAAGUCGGCAAAAAACAACAAGUUGAGGUGAAUAGAAAAAAAGUUGUC
Messenger RNA from Mercenaria mercenaria, 5015 nucleotides. RefSeq lists its product as uncharacterized. The record is from RefSeq and is a predicted model, not a curated record. The coding region runs from base 948 to 4691 and encodes 1247 amino acids. The transcript is spliced from 14 exons. Gene Ontology annotation, cellular component: postsynaptic membrane; plasma membrane. Lineage: Eukaryota; Metazoa; Mollusca; Bivalvia; Venerida; Veneridae. Gene Ontology annotation, molecular function: NMDA glutamate receptor activity; transmitter-gated monoatomic ion channel activity involved in regulation of postsynaptic membrane potential. Gene Ontology annotation, biological process: monoatomic ion transport; modulation of chemical synaptic transmission; ionotropic glutamate receptor signaling pathway.